This is a messenger RNA of Myripristis murdjan (pinecone soldierfish), 575 nucleotides long. RefSeq names its product histone H3-like. The transcript is spliced from 2 exons. The record is from RefSeq and is a predicted model, not a curated record. The coding region runs from base 9 to 512 and encodes 167 amino acids. Gene Ontology annotation, cellular component: nucleosome. Lineage: Eukaryota; Metazoa; Chordata; Actinopteri; Holocentriformes; Holocentridae. Gene Ontology annotation, molecular function: structural constituent of chromatin; protein heterodimerization activity; DNA binding.
GCUCACAGAUGUAUGUCGGCGCUGCUCAUAUAAGCUGGAGUUUUGUCUUCCAACUCUUGCAUUUCUUCUGUAGUUUUUGUGGAAGAGAAAACUAUCUCGCCAUGGCUAGAACUAAGCAGACCGCUCGUAAAUCCACCGGAGGCAAAGCUCCCAGGAAGCAGCUGGCCACCAAGGCCGCCAGGAAGAGCGCCCCGGCCACCGGCGGCGUCAAGAAGCCUCACCGCUACCGGCCCGGCACCGUGGCUCUGAGGGAGAUCCGCCGCUACCAGAAGUCCACCGAGCUGCUCAUCCGCAAGCUGCCCUUCCAGCGCCUGGUAAGAGAGAUCGCCCAGGACUUCAAGACCGACCUGCGCUUCCAGAGCUCGGCCGUCAUGGCUCUGCAGGAGGCCAGCGAGGCUUACCUGGUCGGUCUCUUCGAGGACACCAACCUGUGCGCCAUCCACGCCAAGAGGGUCACCAUCAUGCCCAAAGACAUCCAGCUGGCCCGCCGCAUCCGCGGAGAGAGGGCUUAGACUCAGACACACACACACACACACACACACACACACACACACACACACACACACACACACACA